Messenger RNA from Adineta ricciae, 1365 nucleotides. NCBI's taxonomy places the organism in Eukaryota, Metazoa, Rotifera, Eurotatoria, Adinetida, Adinetidae. The record is from the annotation of a GenBank genome assembly.
AUGAAAAAACGACCAUCGAAAAAAGUAGCCAAAGCUGUUAUCAAUGUUACAACUAAUGAUUCAUCGUCGGAAAAUUCUUUAUUCGAUCAAUCAUUAUCUGCGCCAACUGUCUUGCCUAGCACUCCAAGCAAUGACACUGAUGCCACUGAAGAAAAUGUUCGCGAACAAUUGCAGACGAUUGUUGAUCAACCGUUGACUCUUGAUCUGGAUGAAGAUCAAGAAAGUAUUUCGAAGAUAACCGUCAACGGCUCCAAAAGAAAGAAAGCACCAACAAAGCAGUUUCACCAGAGCAAAGCUGCUAAAACUAGUGUCGAUUCUUUAGCAACUGCAUCCUCAAUUAACAUCAAUGAGGCUGAAGAAAGCAACGACGAAAAUCACUCUCUGCAGUCUUCAGCUGUAUGGAAAUAUGCGACCCGAAUCAAAAUCGAAGGUAAACAGUACGCCAUCUGUUUUGAUUGUCGUGCACAGAUUAGUACCAAUAAUUGGUCAACGUCAGCGUUACGGCGUCAUUUAAUUGUCAUGCACAACAGAUUAGACUUCCACGCCUAUUUCGAUCCGCUCAGUCAUUCAUUAUUGUCCGAAAGUGAUAAACGUGCUGUCGAACAGCGUGUCAAACAAACAAUAACGAAUGGUGAUGUAAAUGCGAACAGUCAGUCAUCAACAGCAGCAUCUACAUCGUUAUCUGCCCAAGCAAGUGCAAGAUCACCGAUUAUAGUUGACGUCGUGAAUUCUACUACUACAUCAACGGAUGGUUCUGGUCAAAAGAAAAACGUUACAGCUAUGGAAGCUUUUCUUAUGACUAUUGGUGAUACUGCUAUUUCAACACCGGCUUCCACGAAGCGUGCAUCCAUCGUUGAAGAAAUUUAUAAUUACCGAUUAUUAGUUGAGAAAUUCAAUCACGAUCGUCGGCCAUCUAUAUCAGCAUGUGUCGAGUUUUGGAAAAUUUAUCAAGAUGCACUUCCUUCCAUCUUCAAAUUAGCUCAACAAUUGAUUUGUACGCCAGCAACAAGUGUCGCUUCAGAAGCUGCUUUUUCAAUCGCUGCCUUUGCAGCCCAAAAAGAACGAUCACGCUUAUCAGCAGAAAACCUAUCGACGGUCAUUUUUUUAAAAAAGAUAUGUAGUAUCCAAGUCAAACGUUCUCCAUCUUUUGUUAUUGAUAUCAUUGCUUCGGUGCCCAAAGUUGAAGGUGUUUCGCUAUCGCAUUUAUCAGACAUCACGAUGAAAACGAAGUCAAACAAUUUGUCACGCAUUUCCAGCAAUGUUAACGUCACUUUAGGGAAUGAACUAAGUUUUGAUUAUUCUACUUUACCUAAAACAAAUACUGACUGGAGCACCAUAGUGCAAAAUAUCAUCCAAAAUAAAUAA